Homalodisca vitripennis (glassy-winged sharpshooter) is the source of this 2016-nucleotide messenger RNA. RefSeq lists its product as uncharacterized. Bases 53 to 892 code for a protein of 279 amino acids. The transcript is spliced from 5 exons. NCBI's taxonomy places the organism in Eukaryota, Metazoa, Arthropoda, Insecta, Hemiptera, Cicadellidae. The record is from RefSeq and is a predicted model, not a curated record. Gene Ontology annotation, molecular function: acyltransferase activity, transferring groups other than amino-acyl groups.
AACCUGCCAGCUGCUAGCCACUCUUUCUAGCGAGUACGUUCUACAAUCAGUCAUGGUGGUCGACGUGCUGCAAGAGAUACCUGCCGACACAAUUGGCUACUUCUGCAACAAUGUUCUCAAAAGGGAUUGGCCCAACUCGAUUCAUGUCUACUACUUCAUCAAGACAAUGAGCGAAUGGAAGGAAAAACGUGCUGGGGUCCGUGUGUCUUUGCUCUGCAUGGAGAACAAUAUUGAAGAUGGUACCUUUAUUGGGAUACUUUACUCUGAGCUGGGAAGCUGUACAGUUCUGCUGAGGGAGACUCGCAGGAUCAAGUGGUCUGAUCCUCUCAUGUUCGAGGCAGUAUUGCAGAAGCAUACACCGGCUGUACACACCGUUGCACGACUCAAGGGACUUGAGACCAGUGUUUACGCUCAAAGUAACAUUCUCUAUAUGCCUAGCAAUGAUGCCAUGAACAUCGGCUUGAAAUGCCCUGCUGACGUCUUCAUGGCUCCACUGAAACAAAGCCAUCUCCCAUACAUCCACUCUGUUUGGGCUCACAACGACAUUUACACAUUGCGAGAGCUAGAGACCACACUCAGACUGAACGGAGGCUUUGGAGUGUUCAGAGCCUCAGAUCACCAGCUACUCUGCUGGGCCAUGCACACUCACUACGGGGGCGUCGGCGUGCUGCAGACUCGCACUGGCUGUGGAGGCAAGGGCUAUGCUCGUCUUGUCGUCAACUGCAUCUCACAGCAGCUUGGCAAGCAGGGUAUAUCUCCUCACGUAUGUGUUAUGGAUGCUAACCUAAAAUCACUCUCUUUGUUCCGUUCCGGAGGUUAUCAACAUGUCUCCUCCAUCCAGUACAUUACAGUUCAUGAUUUCUCUUCAUCUGAUUCUUCCUCAUCAUCUUGAAACUCACUGGCAUUGCCAAUAUUUCGGAAUGAUGAUCAUGUUAUUUUUAUCCCAACUUUUGACCCCGGUCAACUGUUAUCUCUAGUCACUUGGACUGCUAAUGUCUAGUCAAUUAAUGAUCAUUGUUGAUUUUUGUCAUUUAUUUAUAUAAUCGAUAACUUAACGAUUCUAGUCAUUACUUUUAAGGUGUUCACUGUAUAUUAUAACAUUUCCAAACUAAUCAUAAUCACCCAUUAAUCAUCUAUUAUUUUAUAAAGAUUUUCCACUUUGAAUUUCAUACACAUUAUUAAGAUAAUUAUUUAUUUAUUUAUGACUUUUAUUUUUUUUUAUAUUGAAUUCAUUAUAUAAAAUUACUACAGAACUCAGUAGUAUCAUGUUUUGAAUAUUUAGAUGGAGUGUUUCAAAUUUCUUAAUAAGAUAGGUGAAAAAGGUGGCAGCAAUAUAAAUUAAUGAGGUAAUAAAAUAUUUCUUAAGAGUUUGUUGAUUCAGUUGUAUAAUUUGUAGCACUAAAAUGUUGUAAACGGGCCUUUACGGUCCAAAAAAACGAAUGUAUACAAGUAUAAAUGUGUGGGAUUAUAAAUACGGUAUACUGUAAUAUGAGUGAUCUUAAGGAUCUAUUUAUUUUAAUCUCAUUUGAAAUGUAAAAGUACUCUUAGCAUUAUAUUUCAUCUAAUAUGAGUGAUCUUCAGGAUCUAUUUUAAUCUCAUUUGAAAUGUAAAAUUACUCUCUUAGCAUUAUAUUUACUCUAAUAUGAGUGAUCUUCAGGAUCUAUUUAUUUUACUCUCAUUUGAAAUGUAAAAUUACUCUUAGCUGUACAUUUACUGUAAUAUGCAUUUUUAUUUUAGACUACAAUAGUCUUAAGCAUUUUUAGUUGGUAAGGAAUAAAUUAAAGACCACAAUGGUCUAGUUUGUAAUUAAUUAUAGAAUAUGACUAAUAGAGUCAGAUCUAAUUCAUUUGGUUUUUAUGAAAGUAUGUUAUCUAAAAUAUUUUUUUAUAUACUAUAAGUUUUCCUUUGGAUUUUAUUUCUUGAAGCUGUAAUCAUUUGAGUGUUAUUACGGCAAAUAUUCAAAGAAAUUGAAAUGCACAAUAUAUUUUGUAUUUGCUAGCAUUUUUAGCGAAUUUA